Molecule: messenger RNA, 3579 nt
Organism: Emiliania huxleyi CCMP1516
Lineage: Eukaryota; Haptophyta; Isochrysidales; Noelaerhabdaceae
Exons: 4
Coding region: 1-3579 (1192 amino acids)
Source: RefSeq, a predicted model, not a curated record
AUGGACGCGGCCCUGAAAGGCAGCCUGUCGACGACGGCACCAGACCCGUUCGUCGUCAUGACCCUCCCCGGCGUCAGCGUCGCCGCCGACGACUGCCGAAGGGUAGGCCUCUUGAAGGGCGAGCUGAUGCGGAGCACGGCGAGCGACGGCUCCGGCUGCUGCCGCUCGACAAAGCUUCAAAACACGCAGGAGCCGCUGUGGCCGUCGCUCUGCUGCGACUUCCCGACCGACCGCGGCCCGAUCCAGAUCACGGUCUGGGACGACGACAUCCUCACCGACGAGCUCAUCGGCGAGGCGCAGCUCGAGCCGCCCUCCGAGUUUGCCUUCUCUGGCCACUCGUCUGCCGGCCUCGCCUCGGCCGACGUCUCCUCCUCCGCCAGCGUGCAGCUCUCGGGAGGCAGCGGCCUGCCGCGGAUGGACCAGUUCAGCGCGAGCGAUUGGGUGGUGCAGACGCGGUUCGGGCAUGAGCCGUCCACCUACCGUGCGCGCUCUUUCCGCUGCGACGCCUCCCUCGUCGACGCGGCGAUCAGCAGCGUGGACGAGUCGAUCAGCAACUUAGAGGGCGCCGUCACGCAGCUGGCUCAGCUCUCCGACGGCGCCGCCUCCUCCUACUGGCCCCACUGCUGCCGCACCUUUUACGGCGUCUUCGCCGCGCCGCACUCGCUCCUCUCCUUCGAGGUCUACGACAGCGACCCCUUCUCGGACCAGCUCUGCUGCAGCGGCACCGUCCCCUUCCUCGAGGCGCUCGGCUCGGGCCCCUUCACCGUCCGCCUCUCCGGUGGCGACUCGCGCUACCUCGACGCCGUGCUGCGCUUCGCCAACCCGCCCUCCCCGCCGCCGCCCGCGCUGCCGCCCAGCCCGCCCCGCCCGCCGCCUCUCCCGCCGGCGCGCCCAGGCUCCGGCGCGUGCGCCGAGUGGCGCCGCCCCGCGACCGGCGGAGGCGAGUCCUCCCCGCGCGCCCCUCCGCGCGGCUGCUUCCUCGCCGGCCCGCCCGAGUGGGGCAGCCGGCCCGAGUGCCUCGUCGGCCCCUUCUUCGAGCUGGUCGGCGGCAGGGACGUCCUCUCGCUCCCGGACGUGCACAUGCUCCCCGCGCAGCCGGGCGGCUGGCUGUACGAGAUCGCGGCGCCCCUCUCGGGCUCCGUGCGCGUGCAGGGGCUCAACGUGAUCCGGGUCCAGUCGCUGACGCUGACGCGGAUCCGGUGCGCCUACCUCGAGCGAGAGCCGCUCGACUUGUCCACCUCGCUCCACUGGGCAGACUGGCUGACCGGCGCGGGCGCACGCGAGGCAGCGGGGGAGGCGCGGGGCUGGGGCGCCGACUCGCUGCGCGUCGGCCUCCACGUGCGCGAGAUGACCUGCACCGCCUCGCUCUCGGUGCGGCAGCCAGAGGGUCAGUUCACCGACCUGCUGAGCGACGCUGCGGUCAGCCUCAGCCUCACCGACUUGCGGGUCGCGUCCGAGGUCUCGGCCGGCUUCGAGGCGAAGAACGGGACGGUGCUCCUGCGGCAAGGGUUCGGCGACCCGGGCUGCAAGCCGCGCACGGCGUGCAGCUGCGGGCUGCUCGACGCCGCCUGCCCGUUUGCUGCCGUGUCGAUCGGCGGGCUCGAGGCGCGCAUCUACGACUCUGCGAAGCCUGACGCGCGCAUCUACGACUCUGCGAAGCCUUCGCGCGUGCUCAACGAGCUCGUGCGGGUGAUGGCGCCGCUGCUGCAGCGGCAGCUCGUCGCGUCCGCCGUCUCCUUGCCGCUGCCCCGCCGCGUGCCCCUCUCGCGGCCGCCGCCGCGCCACGCCGCAGGCGGCGCCACGCCUCUCUGCGUGUCGCGGCGAGGCCCUCUCUCGCCCCGCCCGUUCCGCCUCUUCAACCUGCUGCGCAGGAUCGGCGCGUCCGCCCCCGCAACCGCCUCGCGACCGGCCGCCGCAGUGCUGCGGUGCGACGGGCCGGCGCUCGCCGCGACGGUCGGGGCGUUCUUUGGCGACAGCCCGCUCUCCGCGUCGGGCGAGUUUCUCGCCGUGGACGGCGCGCCGCGCACCGAGGCGGGGGCGCUGCGCCUCGAGCUCUCCGCACUCGACGUGACUGUCGGCGCGCAGUCGCUGCUCUCCGUCGGGCUCGGCUCCGAGCUCUCCGCCUUUCUCCACUUUGACUACGUCGAGGUGCGCGCCGGCAUCGACGUGGUCUGGCUCCCUGCCGCCACGCCGCUGCGCGGCAUGCCUGGCACAGAGGGCAUGCCUGGCACAGAGGGCGCGCUCGACGCGUCGCGGGCCGUGCGGGAGCGGCUCGAGCUGGUGAUGGUCGGCCGUAGCGUCUCUCUGAGCGCGCAGACGUCGCACUUGAGCAUGGAGGGCGGCGCCUCGGUGCUGGCGUGCGCCCUCUUCCGGCUCGGGCUGCAGCAGCUCGAGCUGGACGGGGAUCUCGCCGUCGAGGCGCGCUCUCUCGGCGGCGGGUGGGCAGACGACGUGUCUCGCGCCUUCAACGAGCUGGCUGACCUCUACCUGCGCGGCUUCAGCGGCGAGGCGGUGAGCGGCUCCGUGCUGCCGCAGCUCGUCCGCAGCGCGCUCCUCUCCACGGAGCGGUGCGCCUCCGCCCGGCCGUGCGCCGCGCCACCAGAGGCUGCCGAGGGAGGCGGCCAGGAUGGGGCGGAGGAGGCGGAUGCGGCGCCGCCGCUUGGCUCGUGGAUGCAGGGGUUUGGGAUGGGGCGCAUCUUUGGGUGGGUGGUGCGCGGCGCUGUGGCCGCAGCGGGCGUGAGCGGGGUGCCGCCCAUCGUGCUCAGCAGCACAGACGGCUCCGCCUGCCGGCUUGAGCCGUCGGGCGCCUUACGCGACGGAGCAAGCUGGACCUUGGAGGAGGGCAGCACGGCGCGCUUCAGCCUCCUCCCGAACAAUGCUUCGGCUCCGGCGCUGGUGCUGACCGCUGUGGCGAUGGAGACGCGCUUGGGCGAGGCGCGCCUGGAGGCAGGGCGAGAGGACACGCUGCUGUUCGCGCUCGACCGCGCCGAAGCCAGCGCGACCGUCCAGCUCGAGCUACCUCGCCCCGGGCCUCGCAGCGGCGACCCGCGCGCCGAGCCGAACGCGUCCGCCUCAAUCACGACCUCGGCGCGCCUGCGCCUUCGCGACGUGCGCGCCGCCGUGCCAGUCCGCUUCAAGGGCGCCUCGCAGACCCGCGCGGCUCGGCCGUGGAUGUUUAGCCUCUCCGAGCUGAUCGGCGGCGCCGCGUGCGUUCACGUGCGGGCCACGGGCGAGCCCACCUUCAGCGCGACCGUCGAGGCGCUCGUGGUGCGCGAGGGCAGCGCGGCGGAGGACGUCGCACUCGAGGAGCCCAUCCCACUCGAGCUUCUGCCAGCGUGGCGGCCAUGGCUGGCCGACACCAUCAACGAGGCGGCAAAGGCGGCCGAGGCGACGGCCGGGAGCUGCCCGGACGCCUCCUUCCCCGCAGAUCUCCUCAUGGCGACCCCUCUGUGGGCAGUCGUCGUGCUGCUGCUUUUGACCGGCGGUGCCGCCGCCGCCGCGUGCGCGCUGAGGCUCCGGCGAGCCCUCUGUACUAGGCCACCGCCACGCGAAGGGUUUGUGCGCAUGCUCGGCGAGUGA